Brassica napus (rape) is the source of this 4495-nucleotide messenger RNA. RefSeq names its product disease resistance protein RUN1. The coding region runs from base 609 to 4100 and encodes 1163 amino acids. The transcript is spliced from 10 exons. Gene Ontology annotation, biological process: defense response; signal transduction. The record is from RefSeq and is a predicted model, not a curated record. Gene Ontology annotation, molecular function: ADP binding; protein binding. NCBI's taxonomy places the organism in Eukaryota, Viridiplantae, Streptophyta, Magnoliopsida, Brassicales, Brassicaceae.
AACAACAAACUAUCAAGCAAAAUAUCGAUCGGAGUUUCAGCGUUUCCGGUGAUCUCCAUGGCAACUCGAGACUACCUAUGUGCUCUCGUAACCUUUCUGCCUUUUCCUUUCUCCGAUCUCGAUUCAGAAACACAUCCCGAGAUGCAGUUGGAGCUCCGGCGAAUCUUUGCAGGCAGCUCACAACGAUUCCAUCCGGCGAAAUUCGAAUCGAGUCCGCCUCCGCCGAAGGUGAAUCGCUAAAUCGUUUUCCUAAUUGCAACAGCUUCUGAACGAGACAUCUCGAUCGCAUUAUGAUUGAUUGAUCACACGGAUCUGCUCAGCUUUGAUCUGAUUCUACUGCGUUUGUUGCUGAGAGAGGAGAAGAGAAUCAAUAUUCUUCGUAAUCUAACGACUCUGAGUCCAUUUUCCGUCAGCUGAAUCUACCACUACCUAGUCGCUGAUGCCACGACUUCACAUUUUCGUUGCUUAGCACAUCCCAUACUCCACCUGUUCGAUUAAACUCCACAUUCUCAGAGCUUCUCUCCUUCCUCUUCUCACCUAUUCUAAUGAUUCCAGGUUCUGCGGUCUGAGAAUACUAACUUGCCAAGAAGAAGAGGUUCAAAGCAAGUAUGGGUGAUUCCAGUGGACAAACUCGGGAGCGAUGGAGCUACGAUGUGUUCUUAAGUUUCCGUGGACCAGAUGUGCGCAACGGUUUCUUAAGCCAUCUCUACCAGAGUCUAGUGACAUCUGGUAUAUACACGUUCAAGGACGAUGAAGAACUAGAAAAAGGAGAAAGCAUAUCCCCGGAGCUGAGGAAGGCCAUUGAAAACUCCAAAAUUCACCUUGUUGUUUUAUCCGAGAGCUAUGCUUCAUCAUCGUGGUGCCUUGAUGAGCUCGUGCACAUGAUGCGGCGCUUGAAAAACAACCCCGGACACCUGGUUUUCCCAGUUUUCUACAAAAUUGAGCCGUCGCAUGUACGCAGACAAAGUGGACCAUUUGGUGAAUCCUUUCAUAAACACCGUAGCCGUCAUCGAGAGAGCAAGUUGAAGCAGUGGAGGAAAGCUUUGACCAGUAUUGCAAAUUUGAAAGGGUAUCACAGUAGUAAUGGGGAUAGUGAUGCAGAAUUGAUCGACCAAUUGACUAGAGACAUUCUCCGAGUGUUGCCUAGUUCAUACUUGCAUUUACCAACAUAUGCCGUUGGUAUUAGACCACGUGUAGGUCGUAUCAAAGAGCUAAUGUGCUUUGGUUUGGAUGAUGUUCAGAUUAUUGGAAUCUGGGGAAUGGCUGGGAUUGGUAAAACAACGUUAGCCAAGGCUGCAUUUAACGAGUUCUCACAUCGUUUUGAAGGAAGAAGUUUCCUAGAAAACUUUAGAGAUUACUUCAAGAGACCUGAUGGGAAGCUUCAUCUUCAGAAGAAGCUUCUUUCGGAUAUCUUAAGGAAGGAUGAAGCUGCGUUCAACAACAUGGAUCAUGCGGUGAAACAAAGAUUUCGCAACAAAAGGGUACUUGUUGUAAUUGAUGAUGUUGAAGACAUAGUUCAGCUUCAUUCUGUCGGAAUAUAUUUGAGCUGUUUUGGUCCAGGAAGCAGGAUAAUCAUUACAACCAAGAACAAGCAUCUGUUAGAGCAGCUUGACGUAGAAAAUAUAUAUUCACCCAAGGAACUUAACGCUGAUGAAGCUCUUGAUCUUGUAAGCUGGCAUGCCUUUAGAAGCAGUGAACCUCCUGAAGAGUUUCUCCAGUUCCCGAAAAGAUUGGUUGAAUACUGUGGAGGACUACCCUUGGCUAUGGAAGUCUUGGGUGCUUUUCUCUACAAAAGAAGCGUUUCGGAGUGGAAAAGCACGUUGAAAGCGUUGAAAAGAAUACCGGAUGAUAACAUUCAAGCAAAGCUUCAGAUCAGCUUUGAUGCGCUAAACGCAUUACAGAAAGACAUAUUCUUGGAUAUAUCUUGCUUCUUCAUUGGGAUGGAUAAAGACUAUGUAGAUUGCAUCUUGGAUGGAUGCGAAUUAGAGCCUGUCGCAGGACUCAAGGUGUUAAAGGAGAGGUGUCUCAUUACGAUCCAUGAUAACAGGCUGAUGAUGCAUAACUUACUACGAGACAUGGGAAGAUAUAUUGUCCAAGGAACAUCCAAGAAACAUGUGAAGAACCGUGAGAAAUGGAGUAGAUUGUGGGACCGGGUUCAUGUUAUAGAUGUAUUGGAAAAUUACUCCGGAACAGAUGCAAAUCAUCCAAAUCAUGCAAUUGAAGGACUCAGCUUGAAGGCUGAAGUUACGGCUGUUGAGAACUUGGAGGUUAAAGCGUUUUCAAAUCUACGUAGGCUGAGACUGUUACAACUCAGUCAUGUAGUACUCAACGGAAGCUAUGAAAAUUUUCCAAAAGGUUUACGAUGGCUUUGUUGGCUUGGGUUUCCUGAGGAAUCUUUCCCCAUAAACUUACAUUUGAGAAGUUUAGUUGUCAUGAACAUGCAGAACAGCAACCUUAAACGACUUUGGGAUCAAAAGCCUCAUGAGUCCCUUAAGGAGUUAAAGUACCUAGACCUCAGUCACUCUAUCCAGCUUACAGAGACUCCAGACUUCUCUUAUCUCCCAAACCUUGAGAAGCUGUUCCUGAUAAACUGUCAAAGAUUGGCUAAAGUUCACGAGUCCAUAAAGGUUCUUCAAGGAAGCCUGAUUCUAUUAAAUCUGAGUGGUUGCAUCAAGCUUGGUGAACUCCCGUUGGAACUCUAUACGUUGAAGUUGCUAGAAACCCUCAUUCUCUCCGGAUGCUCGCAACUUGAGAGAUUGGAUGAUGCUUUAGGUGAACUAGAGUCCUUGACAAUUCUCAAAGCUGAUUAUACUGCUAUAACGCAAAUCCCUUCCUCGAGUGAUCAACUGAAGAAACUGAAAGAGUUAUCUCUUCAUGGCUGCAAGGAGUUAAGGAAGGACAGACAGUACACCAACUCUGAUGAAACCUCUCAAGUGGCUCGGUUAAGCCCGCUCUCAUUAAACGGUUUAAUCCGCUUAAGGACUUUGCAUUUAGGUUUCUGCAAUCUAUCUGAUGAGUUGGUUCCUGCAAAUCUUGGGAGUUUGUCUUCCCUUGAGGAACUUGACCUUCAAGGCAACAACUUUCGUAACUUGCAAACCGAUUUUGCUGGUCUUCCAAGUCUACAGAUUCUUAAAUUGGAUAAUUGCUCAGAACUUCGAUCCAUGUUUAGUUUACCAAAGAAGUUGAGGUCUUUAUACGCGAGAAACUGUACUGUGUUGGAAAGAACUCCAGACUUACUGGAGUGUUCGGUGUUGCAAUCACUGCACCUCACAAAUUGUUACAACCUCGUUGAGACCCCAGGGCUGGAGGAACUGAAAACGGUUGGAGUCAUCCACAUGGAAAUGUGCAACAGAAUACCAUAUUCACACAGAGAAAGAAUCAUGCAGGGAUGGGCUGUUGGUGCCAAUGGGGGAGUUUUUGUCCCGGGGUCGAGCAUUCCAGAGUGGGUCAAUUUCAAGAAUGGGACACGUUCAAUCUCUUUUACUGUCCCUGAACCAACUUUGAAUUCUGUUCUGGUCGGGUUUACCGUAUGGACAACAUACGUGAGUCAACAAGAUGAUGUGAUGUCUGCAUACAUUCCAAAGAUCACAUUGAAGAAUCAAACCAAGGGAGAUGUGUGGAGCCGCAAUCCAGCAACAGAUCUCAUUCGUAUGUACCGUGAAAAACACAUCUGGCAAGGGCACUUUUCAAAUGAAGAUUUCGUGUUAGAAACAGAGGAUGAAGUUGAAGUUUCUGUGGAUUUUGGAGAUAAAGUCACCAUUCUUGAGACAGGACUAACUCUUGCUUACAGAGAAGUCAUUGAAGUCCCAAAUGUGCAACUGACAGAAAUAGAUGAUGAAGUUGAUGAUGAACUAGUCACAGAAAUAGAUGAUGAAGUUGAUGAUGAACUAGUCACAGAUGAAAGCCAAAGAAGACCUCCCAGGAAAAUGGGAAUGGGUUUAAAGACACUUCUGGGGGCGUUUGGUUUGUUAGCAUUCAUUGUUGUUCUUGGAAAACAUGGUAGACCCCUGCGCCGCCACAACCACCUCCGCAGGAAUAAAGUUGAAAAGGAUAAGGAGAAAAAUGCCACACUCCCCAUUUUCUCUUUUUUAGAUUACUAGGUUUCAAAAUGGUUUCUUGAUCUAGCUAUUGAUUUCGGAUUGAUGGUUCUGAAUCUUAAUAGAACGCUUGCUGGUGUUAUUCUAGAAUGGCUUGGAUAGUGGAAGCAGAAUGAACAUUACAACAAGAAACAUGCACUUGUUUAAAGCAGCUUCAGUGGGAGAAAACAUCUACUCACUGAAGGAAUUUGUUGGUAAUGAAUCUCUCUUCAGUUCUUUCCCAUUUAGACAAACUAUUGUAGCAGAUUUUUACAGUUUUUACCUUAAGGUUUACUUUGUUGUGAAAUUUAUUAUAUACAUUUUACCUUUAAAUGAUCCUCCAUGAAUACUAAUGAUGGCAAAAAGGUCAGAUGGCCUUGUAAGCAUUUGUUAAAGCAGGAGAGCAUUUUUUACAUUGA